AGGAGGGGACAGCAACAGCUCUACCAGGAGAGUUCUUAGCCACUUCCUUAGCUGUCUGUCAGUCCGCAGAGCAGCUCCAGUGUCCUCAGCUUCUGUGGUUCCUGGGGACUAGUGCAGAUUCCCAGGAGAUCAGAGAUGUCCACAGAAGACGAAGAAGAAAAGCUCAUCUAUGAGGCAGUGUUAAAUCAUUUCAAGAGCUGCAGAGUGGAGAUCUCACAUGCAAUAACGCACACAUUUCCUUUCCUUCAUGGCCUCCGUGACCGUGGACUCAUCACGGAUAGAAUGUUUCAGGAUGCUGAAGAAUCUUGUUUCAAAAAGGUGCCUGUUGAAUAUGUGGUGUACAAUCUUCUGGGGACACUGGAGAAGUUUGACGAGACUGUUUUCGAGGCAGUGUUCAGCGAGGUCAACCUGCAGGAAUACCCCAAAUUAGUUCCUGUUCGUAAAAGCUUUGAAAUUGAAGUCAACCGCAAGCUUCAAUUCCAGAACAAUGUCAGAGGCCACAUAGAGGAGAAUUCCAGGAUUCAGCUGCCCCUGGAACAAGGUAACAAGCAUUUCUCACUUGUAGAGGGAACGGAGCCAGCUGGGUUCUGGACAGAGAGGAUAAGCCAGGGAUGGAACGUGGGAGGACACGGAGAAGGUCAGGGACACGAGGGAGGACAUUGAGAAGGCAGCCGAGGUCAAAGUGGAGGAAGCCAGACUUGCACAGCUGAAACACCUGGAAACAGUAGUGCUAGAGAACCUUCCAGACAGGAGAGCUAGGGGUGGAGCCCUGAAGGGCUCAGAAGCAUGGCCCGUGGCCAGCGUUAAAGAGGAGCCCAGAUGAAAAGUUUCCACUAUCUGGUCUUUGUCCUCUAACACACAGCAUCUGAAUAUGUUAAACUGGUAACACGUGUGACUCCAUAUCCUUGAUAACUAUCUGUGUGUGCAGGUGCCAGGAACAGGGAGGGAUGAAUGGAGGAGGAGAAAGGGUUCAAGGCUGCAGGGUGUGGGCAGGGCUCCCUGAGGGAUCCCCAGGCACGUCGGGAGUGGAGAGCAAAGGGAGACAAGGAGAACCCUGCAGCUCACAGCCCACUGACACAGAAUAAAACGGAUGAUUUGAUGUACCGAGCAUAUAUAGCUCUUCAUAUACUUUUUGUGGUAAGAACACUUAAAAUCCGUUUUCAGUAAUUUUUAAGAAAACGAGAUGCUGUUGUGAAGCACAGAUGAGCUCUGUGAUGGUCCUCUUGUACCUGGCUUGUUUCCCUCAGUGUUGUGUCCUCCGGGUCAUGUGGGUUGAUUCAGGUGAUAGGAGCUUCUUCCUUUUGAGGCUGAGUCGUAUUCCUUUGUGUAGAUGUCAUCUUUGCGCAUUCCUCUGUCGCCGGGCACUUGGGCUGACUUCACGCCUCGACUUCUGUGUCUAAUACUGCUCUGAACGGGGGAGUGCAGGCACCUCCGUGACAUAUUGACUGCAUAUACUUGGGAUAAAUAUCCAGGAGUGUGACUGCUCUGUCUUACGUAGUUGAUGUGUGAUUUUCAAGGAAUCUCCAUUUUGUUUUCCAUGAUGGCUGUACUAUUUAUAACCCAGCCAGCAGUAGCACCGGGGUUCCCGUUUUUAGACAUCACCACCGGCAUCUGUCCUCUCAUGUCUUUCUGCUAAACACCAAAGCAGCCAGCGUGAAGUGACAUCUUCUCAUGAUUUUACGUUAUGUUUCCCGGGUGGUUAGUGGUGCUGUGCAUUUCCCAUUUACACGUUGGUCACUUGUAUAGGUCCUUUUGUGCAGGACUUUUUUGAUAAUAAAAUACCCAUUAUUAAUUUAUUAUUGAGUUGCUUAAGUUAGUUCCAUCAUUUGGGUCUCAGUCAUUUAGCAGAUAGAUUUGCACAUGUCUUCUGCCAUAGUGUAGGUUGUCUCUUACCUGUGGGUUAUUUUCUUGACUCUACAGAG
This is a messenger RNA of Ochotona curzoniae (black-lipped pika), 1922 nucleotides long. Its product is annotated as nuclear body protein SP140-like protein. Bases 136 to 663 code for a protein of 175 amino acids. The record is from RefSeq and is a predicted model, not a curated record. Gene Ontology annotation, cellular component: nucleus. Gene Ontology annotation, biological process: regulation of transcription by RNA polymerase II. Gene Ontology annotation, molecular function: DNA-binding transcription factor activity, RNA polymerase II-specific. NCBI's taxonomy places the organism in Eukaryota, Metazoa, Chordata, Mammalia, Lagomorpha, Ochotonidae. The transcript is spliced from 4 exons.